AUGCCUUCCAUCGGAGAAGCCCAAUGCCGAGACUCGCCCAUCUUCGCGUCUCUCUUGCGGAGCUCCGGAUCGGCCGCGGAGGUGGAGCGCGCACAUUCGCAGAUCGCAAGAAAUGGCGGAGAUCGCGAGACCUUUCUUGGGAAUCUGCUGGUUCAGAUGUAUGGGCGAUUUGGGCGCGUCGAGAAUGCCGCGGCUGUGUUUGAAAGGAUCGCCAUCAAGAACGUCUACUCCUGGAAUCUCAUGCUCGCAGUAUUUGCCGGCAAUGGGCAUUUGGAACGAGCGAUGGAGAGUUUUGAAAUGGCGCCAGAGAAGGAUGCAUGCUCGUGGACGACAAUGCUCGUGGCUUACGCGCGCAAUGGUUUUGUGGAUCGAGCUAAGGAUCUCUUUGAUGCGAUGCCGCGGCGAGAUCUUGUGGCCUGGAACUCGAUGAUCGCGACUUAUAGCCAGAACGGGCAUCCCUGGCAAGCGAUCUCUCUGCACAGGAGGAUGAACCUCGAGGGGAUCAAGCCCGACGAGCUGACGAUCAUCAGCCUCCUGGAUUCCUGCUCGCUGGGAAUUGGCGAUCGCUCUUUGCUCGACGAGGCAAAGUCGAUACACUCGACGAUCAUCCGGCACAGCAGCGAGCUCUCCACCAGCCUCAAAGUUUGCAACGCUCUCAUCCACCUCUACGGCCGAUCCAAGCUCCUCGAGCAAGCCAUGGAGAUCUUCCAGGGAAUGGUUACCAGGGAUUGCAUCUCCUGGACAUCGAUCGUCGCGGCGCUCAACCAGAGCGGCGACUCCAAGCGCGCGCUUGCCGCCUUUCGAUCAAUGGAGCUCCACGGGAUCAAGCCCAGCAGCGUCACCAUGAUCGAGGCCCUGGACGCGUGCGCGAUCGCGGGUGCCAUAGCCGAGGGCCGGGAGCUCCACGCGAGGACGGUGGCGGCGGGCUCAUUCCUGCGAGAACUUAGCGUACGGAACGCGGUUCUUAGCAUGUACGGCAGGUGUGGCAACUUGGUGGAAGCCCGGCUGGUGUUUGAGGAGAUGGAGAUUCCCGGCCGGGACGUUGUGACUUGGAACGCGAUGGUGGCGGCGUAUGCUAGAAACGGCGCUGGAUGGGAAGCUUUCGAGCUGUUCCAGCGGAUGAAGCUCGAGGGGAUUGAUCCGGAUGGUAUCACCGUGGUUUGCAUCGUGUCGGCGUGUAGCCACUCGGGGCUGGCUCGCCAUGGUUUGAGCUGCGUCGCGUCGAUCUAUGGCGACUUUGGAGUGGAGGCGAGGGCGGAGCAUCUGAAUUGCGUGCUGGAUUUGCUGGGGCGGAUUGGGUCUAGCGUGGAGGAAGCUGGGGAUUUGAGCAGCGUGGAUGAGGUUGGAGUGAGGACUUUGCUGGGAGCUUGCCGGGUUCACGGUGGUGGUCGUGGUUUGAUUGGCUCGUCGGGAAAUUUUGGUGGUGCUUGUUCGACGGAGCGGUAUGUGAUGAUCUCCAACAUCUGUGCUCAGAAGUAG
Messenger RNA from Selaginella moellendorffii, 1479 nucleotides. Its product is annotated as pentatricopeptide repeat-containing protein At2g33680. NCBI's taxonomy places the organism in Eukaryota, Viridiplantae, Streptophyta, Lycopodiopsida, Selaginellales, Selaginellaceae. The transcript has a single exon. Gene Ontology annotation, cellular component: intracellular membrane-bounded organelle. Bases 1 to 1479 code for a protein of 492 amino acids. Gene Ontology annotation, molecular function: protein binding; RNA binding. Gene Ontology annotation, biological process: RNA modification. The record is from RefSeq and is a predicted model, not a curated record.